This is a messenger RNA of Meloidogyne enterolobii, 772 nucleotides long. The record is from the annotation of a GenBank genome assembly. NCBI's taxonomy places the organism in Eukaryota, Metazoa, Nematoda, Chromadorea, Rhabditida, Meloidogynidae.
AAUGCCUGGACAAAUAAAGACGCCAACAAACCAAAAACUUUUGACUAAUGUUGCUAUAGUUCGUCUUAAAAAAUGUGGGAAGCGUUUUGAGAUUGCUUGUUAUAAAAAUAAAGUUUUAAAUUGGAGGAACAAAACAGAGAAAAAUAUUGAUGAAGUUUUGCAGACCCAAAAUGUUUUUGUAAAUGUUGCAAGGGGUCAAUUAGCUAAAAGAGAUGACCUUGUUGAAUGUUUUGAAACUGAUAAUCAACUGGAAAUUUGUAAAACGAUUUUGGAAAAGGGUGACCUUCAAGUUUCGGAUAAAGAACGCCAACUUACUUCUGAAAGUUCUUUUAAGGAAGUCGCAAAUUUAAUUGCCAAUAUGUGUGUUAAUCCUGAAACUCAGCGACCUUAUUCUUUGGCGACUAUUGAAAAUGCUCUUCGAGACGCUCAUUUUUCUUUAAAAUCAAAUCAUUCGGCAAAACAACAGGCCCUUGAAAUGAUUCCAAAAAUUCGUGAAAAUCUAAAAAUUGAUCGUGCCAAAAUGCGUGUUCGUGUUUCUGUCCCAGCCAAACAUGCAAAAUCGAUUCAUGGAAAGUUGAAAGGAUUUUUUGAGACUGUCGAAGUUGAAGAUUGGGAGAAGGGAAAUUUAGAAAUGGUUGGUUUAAUUGAACCUGGAAAUUAUAAAACAAUUGCUGAAUUACUCAAAGGGGACAAGAAAGAGAAAAUUGAACAAAUUGGGUUGGAAUUGUUAAGUUUAAAAGUAAUUAGUGAAGGGGAAGUUGAAAUUACUUGA